CACGUCUGUGCAUCAGAAGACAUCUUCAUCAAAGAGCUGGAAAAUCAAGGCACAACCUCAAGACUUCCUCUACAGGCGUUGAAAUAAUAAUAAUAAAAAAAUAUAGAAUGGGAGCCUCGGGAGUUCAGAUGGUUUGUGUGGCCCUCGGGGUGAUCGGGCUGAUCGGGACCAUCGUCUGCUGCGCCCUCCCUCUCUGGAAAGUGUCAGCCUUCAUAGGAAACAACAUUGUGACCGCACAGGAACAGCAAGAAGGUCUGUGGAUGCAGUGUGUGAAGCAGAGCACUGGGCAGCAGCAGUGCAAAGUGUACGACUCCAUGCUGGAGUUAUCGUCUGACCUGCAGGCCGCCCGAGCCAUGAUCAUCAUCAGCUGCAUGCUCAGCGGCCUCAGCGUCCUCGUCCUGUUCUGCGGCGCCGACUUCACCACCUGUGUGCAGAACGAAGACGCCAAGCCCAAAAUCUGCCUGGUGGCCGGGGUGGGCCUGCUGCUGGGCGGCCUGCUGGCCAUCAUCCCGGUCAGCUGGUCGGCUCAUAUCACCGUCAGGGACUUCAACAACCCCCUGAUAUUGGCUGCCCAAAAGAGAGAGAUGGGAGCGUCCAUCUACAUCGGCUGGGCGGCCGCCGUGCUGAUGAUUCUGGCCGGAGGUCUGCUCUGCUGCUUCAGCAGACCCAAAUCUGGCGGCUCAGGCGGAACCGCCAAGUACUACAGCAACGGCGCUUCAGCUCCAAACAAAAACUACGUAUAGAGGCUUGAUGUGAGGGACUGGGGUAGACAAGGGGUUAAAAACGAAUAGAUGACGCCAGAGAUUGAUUUAACAGAACGUGUAAAUACUUCAUGCUAAUUAAGACUGGAUGCAAUUAUUACUUCCGUAUUUUUAACAGCAAGUUUUUAUUUCUAGAAUUUUUUUUAGCUGUUUUUCUUUUUUCUUUCAUCCUAUUUUGGCAAAAUUUUCCAUUUUUCUUGAAAUGGAAAUAAAACAUGGUGCAGAAAGAAUCUCUAAGCAGUAAAUUAGGUAUCUCAGUAAUGCAAUACUUCAAGAGAAGAACUGCCCAAAACACUUAUUUUGUUUGCUUAUUUAAUCUUUUAUGCUUCUGUCAUUUAUUUUAUGAUUUCUCUCUUGCUGUUCAGAAAGCUGCCAACAUUAAUCUGUCUGAUAUGUAUGAUUGUGUUUCAGAUACUCCUCAGCUUCUGCAUUACUUUUUAUUGAUAAAACUUUUAUUACAACUUGUUUUGUUCAGUUUCUUUUUUUUGUACAAUGAUCACUGACAAUUCUUAAAACUUGGUGAGAUCAAGAAAUGUUUGGAAAAAUAAAUAAAAUUAA
This is a messenger RNA of Fundulus heteroclitus (mummichog), 1319 nucleotides long. Its product is annotated as claudin-4. Gene Ontology annotation, cellular component: bicellular tight junction; plasma membrane. Gene Ontology annotation, biological process: bicellular tight junction assembly; cell adhesion. Gene Ontology annotation, molecular function: structural molecule activity. Lineage: Eukaryota; Metazoa; Chordata; Actinopteri; Cyprinodontiformes; Fundulidae. The record is from RefSeq and is a predicted model, not a curated record. The coding region runs from base 108 to 743 and encodes 211 amino acids. The transcript has 3 exons.